Messenger RNA from Eucalyptus grandis, 2323 nucleotides. Its product is annotated as CDPK-related kinase 5. Gene Ontology annotation, cellular component: cytoplasm; nucleus. The record is from RefSeq and is a predicted model, not a curated record. Gene Ontology annotation, biological process: protein autophosphorylation; intracellular signal transduction; peptidyl-serine phosphorylation. NCBI's taxonomy places the organism in Eukaryota, Viridiplantae, Streptophyta, Magnoliopsida, Myrtales, Myrtaceae. Gene Ontology annotation, molecular function: ATP binding; calmodulin binding; calcium/calmodulin-dependent protein kinase activity. The coding region runs from base 1 to 1803 and encodes 600 amino acids. The transcript has 11 exons.
AUGGGAACUUGCACCUCAAAGCCACCAAAGCCCAACCCUUAUGCAUCAAGGGAGCUCUACCCAGAUGACCAGGCUCACCCCUCACAGCCCCCGAAGUCCCCUCCCACUCCUCUCCAUGACAAACCCACCUCAAACAUUACCACCCCCAGGUCCCCCUUCUUCCCCUUCUACAGCCCCAGCCCCGCCCACUUCCUCAAGAAGUCUCCGGCCUCGGCGGCGGCGGCGGCGGGGUCUGCCAAUUCCACGCCGCGGAGGUUCUUCAAGCGCUCGUUCGCCCCGCCGUCGCCCGCGAAGCACAUAAAGGCGGUGCUCGCGCGGCGGCAGGGCAAGAAGGCGGCGAAGUCGAUACCGGAGGAAGAGGACGGGGUGGGGGAGGGGCAGGGGCGGGUGGAGCUGGACAAGAGGUUUGGGUUUUCCAAGGAGCUCACGAGCCGGCUGGAGGUUGGGGAUGAAGUGGGGAGAGGGCAUUUCGGGUACACCUGCUCUGCAAGGUUCAGGAAAGGGGAGUUGAAGGGACAGCAGGUUGCUGUUAAGGUCAUCCCCAAGGCUAAGAUGACAACAGCUAUUGCAGUUGAAGAUGUGCGGAGGGAGGUGAAGAUAUUACGAGCCUUGUCGGGACAUACUAAUCUAGUUCGAUUUUAUGAUGCAUUCGAAGACCCUGAUAAUGUCUACGUUGUUAUGGAGUUAUGUGAAGGAGGAGAACUCCUAGACAGAAUACUUUCUAGAGGUGGCAAAUAUUCCGAAGAUGAUGCAAAGGCUGUUGUGGUGCAGAUACUAAACGUGGUUGCAUUUUGUCAUCUCCAAGGAGUGGUUCAUAGAGAUCUUAAACCAGAGAACUUUCUUUAUACACUGAAGGAUGAGAAUUCCCAAUUGAAGGCAAUAGAUUUCGGCUUAUCAGAUUUCGUGAGGCCAGAUGAGAAGCUUAAUGACAUAGUUGGAAGUGCAUAUUAUGUUGCCCCUGAAGUUUUACAUAGAUCCUACAGUACAGAGGCUGAUGUCUGGAGUAUCGGCGUGAUAGCUUAUAUUCUAUUAUGCGGUAGUCGGCCAUUUUGGGCAAGGACAGAGUCUGGAAUAUUCCGUGCAGUCCUGAAAGCUGAGCCAAGUUUUGAUGAACCACCAUGGCCUUCUUUAUCUCCAGAGGCAAAGGACUUUGUCAAGCGUCUGUUGAACAAGGAUCCCAGGAGACGUAUGAGUGCUGCUCAGGCGUUAAGCCAUCCUUGGAUUCGGAAUUAUAAUGGUGUUAAAGUCCCUCUUGAUGUACAUAUAUUUAAACUCAUGAAGGCUUAUAUGCGGUCAUCGUCUUUGCGAAGAGCUGCAUUAAGGGCGUUAGCAAAGACAUUGACAGUAGAUGAACUUUUUUACCUGAGAGAACAGUUUACAAUGCUCGAACCAAAUAAAAGUGGCAGCAUAACUUUAGAAAAUAUGAAGCUGGCCCUGACGAAGAAUGCAACUGAUGCAAUGAAAGAGUCUCGCAUUCCUGAUUUCCUUGCAUCGCUAAGUGCACUUCAAUACAGAAGGAUGGAUUUCGAAGAGUUCUGUGCAGCUGCUUUGAGUGUCCAUCAGCUGGAGGCACUAGAUAAUUGGGAACAGCAUGCCCGUUCCGCGUAUGAACAUUUUGAGAAGGAUGGAAACAGGGCCAUUGUAAUUGAUGAACUUGCUUCGGAACUUGGUCUUUCACCUUCCGUCCCGGUUCACGCCGUCCUCCAUGAUUGGAUAAGACACACUGAUGGAAAGCUAAGCUUCCUUGGGUUCAUUAAGUUGUUGCACGGAAUGUCCAGCCGAACAGCCAUAAAGACGCAGUGAACUAGUAUACCGUCCUCAUAGCUAGAGUUUGAGAACUUUCACAGGCAUGGUUUUACCCUAGAAGGACAAGGUGCUGCACCCAAAACUCACAAGCAUCGAAUUGGUUUUCUGAGAAUUGAAGACCCCCACAACCUCAGUCGCCAUUCUUUUCGGUAUAGGUCAGGUGCAUACUCAUCAAGUUGCUGAAAAGCUAUCUAUCGUCUGAUUCAUUACAAUCCCCAGAAGCUAUAAUUGGCUUUGCAGUGUAAAUUUCUCCUUUGCUUUACUGAGGUUUGCCGAAAUGUCUUAUGCUCCGAUAGCGGCACAUGGGUGUCUUUUUGUCUUUCCCUCUUUUCUGUAGUUGAUGCGGUUUGUACCUGGGAAGUGACUACGGUACCUGCAUUUCUAAGUUAUAGACUCUCUCUCUCUCUCUCUCUCUCUCUCUCACUGAGCUGUCCUUUUGGGACGCUGCUACUAAUCUAAUUUGUGAAUGUAUGAAUCCAGUGAAAGUAUUUUUCGAAGAAAUUCGAAGAAAUUUGAA